Molecule: messenger RNA, 2489 nt
Organism: Prunus mume (Japanese apricot)
Lineage: Eukaryota; Viridiplantae; Streptophyta; Magnoliopsida; Rosales; Rosaceae
Source: RefSeq, a predicted model, not a curated record
UCUUCUCCUAAUUAACCAAAUGCGAAGGUGUGUGAAUGAGGAAGUAUGUCCAAUAUAUCAAAAAAUGAGAGUGACAGACAACUAGAGGCUGGGUGUACGAAUAGGAGAUGUAUAAGCAUGGGUGGAAGAGAUUUUGAUUUUGUUUAUCUUUUCUCAACAAAAAUGAACUCACGUUAGUCACCAGUUAAGUUGGAAAUAUGUGUUAAAUAUUAUUGCGUGAGACACAAAGAAAAUAAGAGACUCGAAAACAUCAUAUCCGAACUUGAAGGUAUGUAGCAUGUUAUAUUUCAACAAACUACAUAUCUAUACUAUAAAAAACAGAAAAAGAAAAAGGAAAACUCUUUUUAUGAAAUUAAACAUCCUCCUUUUGUCGACCUUCUUAUUGCUCCUCCUCCUCCCUUCAGGAAAUUGGGAGACUUCGAAAAAUUUCGAAACAGGUAUUUCCGCCCAAAAUGGGGACCUUUGUACUUGUAAUGCAAUGUUACCUAGAAAUUUCCAAGAAAUAACGUUAUUUGGUAAUUUCCUCUGAGCAAAGAAGCAUUUGGCAUUUGGUAUCUUCGUUAAAAAAUUGGCAUAAAAAACAAAUGCUUGUUCCAAAAUCCAACUAAGCAACAAUUCACACAAGCCAUUCCAAUGUCAGAGGAAGAAAAGAAUAAAGAAGUUCAAAUGUGAUGGAUUAGAAGGAUUCUGCAAUAACUUGGAGGGAAGAAGAAGGGUAAUUAGCAGAAAUCAAAGGAAGCAAGCAAUACCAUGAGUCCUUAGUUGCAUUCACCCAACUCCGUCAUUGGAAUAUAUUCCAUUUUCUUUCAGUCAUUUUAUCGAACACCUUGUGAAGUUUCCCAUAGAAAAAAGACAAAAUAACACUUUUAUCUUAAAUUUGUUCCUUCGUUUAUUCAUUCUAUUGCCUACUGUGAAACAGAAAAUGAAAACGGAGGGAAAGUCUGGGUGGUUGUUGCUGGUGAUGUCGCUGUUGGUGAUGGGUUUGUCUGCAACUAUGUCAUCAGCUUCUUUUGGUGAUCAGUACCAUCGGGGUAGAAGGAAAACUAUGCUACCGGAUGAAGCGACGUCGUCUUUGGGGCUCAACCGCGCAGCCUCCUCCAUUGUCUUACCGGUUCAUGGAAACGUGUACCCUAUUGGGUCUUAUAAUGUCACUCUUAACAUUGGUCAGCCUCCAAAGCCCUACUUUCUUGAUCCAGACACUGGUAGUGAUCUCACAUGGCUCCAAUGUGAUGCUCCCUGUGUCAGAUGCACUGAGGCUCCUCAUCCAUUGUACCGUCCCAACAAUGAUCUAGUGGUCUGUAAGGACCCCCUCUGUGAGGCCUUGCAUGCACCGGGUUCCCACAAAUGUGAAAAUCCAGAGCAAUGUGACUAUGAAGUUGAGUAUGCAGAUGGUGGCUCAUCCCUUGGUGUACUUGUAAGGGAUGCCUUUCUCCUCAACUUUACCAAUGGAAACCAGCGAACAACUCACCUGGCCCUUGGGUGUGGAUAUGAUCAACUUCCUGGUUCAUCUUAUCAUCCCAUAGAUGGAGUCCUCGGCCUUGGCAAGGGAAAACCUAGCAUCGUAUCACAACUUAGUAAUCAGGGUCUGGUGCGACAUGUCAUUGGUCACUGUUUAAGUGGGCGAGGGGGCGGGUUUUUCUUCUUGGGGGAUGGCCUUUAUGAUUCUUCACGCAUAGUUUGGACACCAAUGUCACCUGAUUACAUCAAACAUUACUCCCCAGGACUUGCGGAACUUAUAGUCGGUGGGAAAUCUACUGGGUUUAGAAACCUCGUUAUGGUUUUUGACAGUGGAAGCUCAUACACUUAUCUUAAUUCUCAGGCUUAUCAAUUUUUGACUUCAUGGUUGAAAAGAGAACUAACUGGAAAACCUUUAAAAGAAGCUCUAGAUGACAAGACUCUCCCACUUUGUUGGAAAGGUCGAAAGCCAUUUAGGAACAUACGUGAUGUCAAGACAUACUUCAAGCCCUUAGCACUAAGAUUUGCCAGUGGUAGAAAAGAUACCACACAGUUUGAAUUGCCCCCAGAAGCUUAUCUAAUUAUAUCGUCCAAGGGAAAUGUUUGCUUGGGAAUUUUAAAUGGUAGUGAAGUUGGGCUGCAAAAUUCUAACAUUAUUGGAGACAUUUCAAUGCAAGAUAAAAUGGUGAUUUAUGACAAUGAGAAGCAGAUGAUUGGAUGGGGUCCUGGAAACUGUGAUCAGCUACCCAAGUCUAGAAGUUUCAGCUUUUGGUGAUGCUUCGUGAGGUUCUCAGACUUGCACGUUUAUAAUGGCGUAUGAUCACAGAGAAUUAUCCAGCAGAAAGAAACAUUCUCCGCUGUAUACUAUAUAGGAUUGGAGGGGAAUAGUUCCAUUUCCACUGUACAUUUUAUAUAUUUCACAUGUAUGUAUGUAGAAUCACGUCUACUUGGUAUUUCUAUUUCCAACCAUAUAUGUUGGUGAAAACUGUAUAGUAUACUUCAGGUUACAUAUGAAGAAUAUUCUGACUUCUUUA